Molecule: messenger RNA, 5206 nt
Organism: Stegostoma tigrinum
Lineage: Eukaryota; Metazoa; Chordata; Chondrichthyes; Orectolobiformes; Stegostomatidae
Product: E3 ubiquitin-protein ligase RNF19A
Exons: 22
Coding region: 140-4012 (1290 amino acids)
Biological process (GO): intracellular protein transport
Cellular component (GO): early endosome
Molecular function (GO): zinc ion binding; phosphatidylinositol binding
Source: RefSeq, a predicted model, not a curated record
CGAACCAGAAAUCUCCACCUCUGCCACCGCCCAAAAUCUCGCUCGAGGCUGAGAAGGAGAGGAUUGUAGAUCUUGAUAUAAGGAGACGUGUGUCGUCAAUUCAGUUGUUUGUGGGAUUGUCCUUGCGUUGAACGCUAGAAUGCAAUUCACCAUCGCCCAGACUGAGAAGGGGAGCGAUUCUCUGGGAGUACGCUAUGUGAUUUACGGCAUUCACCUGGAGGGAUUUCUCUUCUGUAAACUUAGGUACAGCCAGUUGCAUAAAUGGAAUGAAAAGUUGAGGCGUUAUUUUGGGAGCAAUCUUGUGCCACAUUUUCCACCUAAGAGUUAUCUUGUGCAAACUGAGUCUGCAGCUGAAGAAAGAAGACUUCAGUUACAGCAGUAUCUUCAGAAAGUUGGAGAGGAUCCUGUUAUAUCUGUCAGUGAAAUAUUCACCACUUUACUAAGAAAUGCACAACAGGAAACCUUUAAGAUUCAUGCACGAGCAAUUCUCUUGGAGAUUCUUCUGGCAGAUGGGAAAAAGCUUUUAAUUGACACCCAUACAACUCACUCAGCUGAACAGAUGUUGGAGAUUGUUGCCCAUAAGCUUGAAUUGGCCCGGCAGUUUCUGGAACACUUUGCCCUCUACCUCGUCUGUGAGCUUCCUAAUCAAGGAUACUCUGUACUGAAAAGGCUGAAUGCAUUUGAACUGCCAUAUGCGAGUCUCUGGAGCCGGCAGGAUGAGAAGUGCAAAAUAAUGAUUAGGAAAACUUACUUGGAUCCAUCAGAAAAUAAAAUACUUAUGCAAAGUAGUGGUGGUGUCUCGUUAUUAUACAGCCAGGCUGCAUAUGAGCUGGAGCAAGGCUGGGCCAGUCCUACUGAGGAGCAAUACCAGCAGCUGAAAGCUUUGCAAGAUGCAGAAAUGAAGACAGAGUUCCUUGAAACUAUAGAGGAAGUAAAGUUCUAUGGGUAUGUACUGUUUGAGGCCUGCACCUGUGAUUACCCAGAACCCAACUGUCCUUCUGUUGUUCGGGUGGGCAAUGAUGAGAUUAAUUGCUGCAUCCAGUUACCAAGUAACGAGAUCAAGGAAGUCAGCUUCAAGGUCAACAGAAUAAGAUGCUGGAAAAUCAGUCUGCAGGUACAAGAAGAAACAGAACUGAAACCAAAACUGAGUUUUGAAUAUCAAGAUAGUCCCGAUUUCGGGCAAUGGAUUACAAUUUAUACUUACCAGGCCUUUCUACUUAGUAGAUGCAUACAAGAAAUUGUAACAGAGAAACUGAAGGUAUCUGCAGGAUAUACAGAAAUGCAGAUUGAAAAUGCAAAAUCAGAAUAUAGGACCACACCCUGGGGCUCGCUGACUGCUUUGAAAUUCCUAUGUUUUGAUUUUCUGGUAAUCUGCUUUGUGAUCACCCAUUUGAUGAAUGAAAAUUAUAGAACAUGGAUUAGCACUUGGAAUAUCAAAACUUUGCAGCAAGUUUCCAAGACCGGAACCUCUGAGAGAGGUGCAAGAGAAAUGAGUCUGCAUCACAAUCAGCAAAUGGGAUCAGACCGUGAUCUCCAGUCCUCUGCAUCUUCUGUUAGCUUACCUUCUGUUAAAAAGGCACCAAAGAAACGUCGCCUUUCACUUGGAUCUCUGUUUCGAAGAAAGAAGGAGUCGAAGCGAAAGUCAAGAGAUUUAAGUGGUGGAGUUGACGGGAUUGCAAGUAUUGAAAGCAUUCAUUCAGAACUAUGUAAUGAUAAAAACUCAGUGUUGUCAACCUGUGGUUCUUCUGGAAAUGGGACUGCAUCUACUGACAAACAAAAUGGAGACUUUCUUGAAUGCCCUCUGUGCCUUUUGCGUCUUUCUAGGGACAGAUUCCCAGAAAUAAUGACUUGCCCUCACAGAUCAUGUGCAGACUGCUUACGGCAGUAUUUGAGGAUAGAGAUCUCUGAAAGUCGGGUUAAUAUCAGCUGCCCAGAGUGUACAGAGAGAUUCAAUCCACAUGAUAUCCAGUCAAUUUUAAAUGAUGAUGUGCUUAUGGAGAAGUAUGAGGAGUUUAUGUUACGCCGGUGGCUGGUGGCAGACCCAGACUGUAGAUGGUGCCCUGCUCCAGAUUGUGGUUAUGCUGUGAUAGCGUUUGGCUGUGCCAGCUGUCCUAAACUCACUUGUGCCCGUGAAGGAUGUGGCACUGAGUUCUGUUACCACUGUAAGCAAAUAUGGCAUCCAAAUCAGACUUGCGAUGCAGCACGUCAACAGAGAGCGCAGAGUCUGCGAUUAAGAACAAUACGCUCUUCAUCGAUCAGCUACAGUCAGGAAUCUGGUGCAGCAGGUACAGAAAACUGGACUCUUCGUAGAUACGUUCAGGACGAGAUUUCGGGAAGAAAGGGGUUACCUGAAAUAAACAGCCUCCUGGUCAAUCAGAUUUUACCAUCUCGCUCCGCAGCAGAUGAUAUUAAGCCUUGUCCACGAUGUGCAGCAUACAUAAUAAAAAUGAAUGAUGGAAGCUGCAAUCAUAUGACUUGUGCAGUAUGUGGUUGUGAGUUCUGUUGGCUCUGCAUGAAAGAAAUCUCUGACUUACACUAUCUAAGUCCAUCUGGCUGUACAUUUUGGGGAAAGAAACCUUGGAGUCGUAAAAAGAAGAUUCUGUGGCAGCUUGGCACAUUGGUUGGUGCUCCUGUUGGAAUAGCUCUCAUUGCAGGGAUUGCCAUUCCAGCCAUGAUUAUUGGGAUUCCGGUAUAUGUAGGCCGAAAGAUUCACAAUCGCUAUGAAGGAAAAGAUAUUUCAAAGCAUAAACGGAACUUGGCAAUCACUGGAGGCGUGACGUUAUCAGUAAUUGUUUCUCCGGUUGUUGCUGCAGUAACUGUAGGUAUAGGGGUUCCCAUUAUGCUGGCAUAUGUAUAUGGAGUAGUCCCCAUCUCGCUCUGCCGUAGUGGUGGCUGUGGUGUUUCUGCUGGCACUGGGAAGGGGGUGCGGAUAGAAUUCGAUGAUGAAAAUGAUAAUGCUGGUGGAGGAAAUGCAGCAUUGGAUACCACUUUUGUUGUUGAGGCUCGCAAUAACCCCAGUAUUGGAGAGGGCAGUGUUGGGGGCCUAACGGGCAGUUUGAGUGCCAGUGGCAGCCACAUGGAUAGAAUAGGUGCGAUACGAGACAACCUGAGUGAAACAGCAAGCACAAUGGCACUGGCUGGAGCUAGUAUCACAGGCAGCCUUUCCGGAAGUGUGAUGGUCAAUUGUUUCAAUAGAUUAGAGGUGCAGGCAGAUAUUCAAAAGGAACGCUGCAGCCUCAGUGGUGAAUCUGGCACGGUCAGCAUUGGGACCAUCAGUGACAAUGCCAGCACAAGGGCCAUGGCAGGAUCCAUUAUCAAUUCCUACAAUCCAUUGGACAGGGAAGGCAACAGUUUGGAGGUGCAAGUUGACAUUGAAUCAAAGCCUGCAAAGUUCAGACACAACAGUGGAAGCAGUAGUGUGGAAGACAGCAGCAUGCCUGGUCGUAGUGUAGCAAUUUUACCUACAGCCCCUGUCCUGGACAAUCGAUGCAGUGCUUCCAAGUGGCCGAAAGAAGCAGCUACAAAAAAGUGCAAGGGAAAGCUGCAGAAGAGAGGCAGUAUGAAGAUAAAUGAAACUCGGGAAGAAAUGGAUGCACAGUUACUUGAACAAAGAAGCACCAAUUCAAGUGAGUUUGAUUCUCCGUCACUUAGUGACAGUAUUCCAUCUGUGGCAGACUCUCACUCCAGCCACUUUUCAGAAUUUAGUGGAUCCGACAUGGAGAGCAUGAAGACUUCUUGUAGCCAUGGUUCGAGUGACUACCACAGUCGGUUUUCAGCAGUCAGUCCCUUACCAGAGGUGGAGAAUGAUCGUCUAGAGACAUGCCCAUCGCAAGGUGGUCUCAUUGCUUCUGUUACAACAGGGCCAAGUGCAGAUAUCUUGCAGUUGAGCUUCAUUGCAGAGGAGAACGGGGCUGCAACUUCAGGAGUAUCAAACUAUGCCACUGAAGAGGCAGAAAAUGUAACCAAUAAUAACCAGUUGCAACAGACCAGUGCAAUUCAAACUGAGAUUUAAUCCUUUCAUGCUGCGAUUCUGAUCAUAUGAUAUUGCUAAUCAGGCCUGCUUACAGUUGAUUAUAUGAUAAUUGAUAUAAAAAAAACCAAUAACUUGGAAACUGAAACCGGUGCUUAUUAACCAACAAGAUCAUGGAUUUUGACAGUCAGGGGUUAAACAUGUCAUUUGAGUGUCUCCAGUUCAGUGUAAAAGUCUGGGGACAUGAGUAGGUGCAGUUUUGUGAGAGGUGUUUAUUGGACAGUGCUGAUGUCUCACAGGUGACGUGAGAAAAGUGAUGGUCUUCCUCUGUCACUUAAAUGUGUGUGGUGUGUUGUAAAAUGGUAAAAGAAUGUGCAACUGAGCUUGUAAAACCCCAAAGUGCAAGCAGAAAUUCGUUGAAGGUUACGUCAGGAAAGAAACACUUUCUUGACUGUCGUUCCUUUCAGUUAUCAACAAUUGACUCUCCCUCACUGUUUCCUGGUGCCUUUGGAAAAGUCUGUUUAAUACCUGUUAUUAAGGAUAUAUUUAUACUUCUCUUUAAAAAGAAAACUGUAUUGGACUACAGUAUAUUGCAGGAGAAUGCUAAGGAAAUGCAGUUGGAUUAAAGUUAUGUAUAAUGAAUGAAGAUCUUAAAAAAUAUAACCCCAUAUUAGCCUACCAAAGACAAUACUCAGGCUUUAGAAAAUGUUUUGCAUAACAGAUUUAACUGGGUUCUUUGUUCUGAAAUAGCAAGCGUUCAAAGCAAAUGAAUGCUGCUGAUGCAGUUUGUUACAGACCGAAAGCACAGUGUAAAAUUUGCACUUUGCUUUGUUAGGAGCAUUAGAGAAGAUAGCUGAAGACUAUGGCCUUUUUUCUUCUUGUGUGGCAAGACACUAAAAAAAACUCUUGAGGGCUGUCUUCAGCCCGUAAUGGUGCACUGUUAAAAUUACAACAUACUUCACUGAAAUGCAAAAUAAAUUCAUUAAAUGUGAGUAUGUUUUGCGCAUUUAUGCAGUGUUUGGUUUAUGUUGCCAUGUUGAUAAUGCUUGAAAUCUUUUCCUUCUGAACAGAAGAAUAACAAAGUCGGAAGUUGCAGUCUUUUUAAUUUUCUUUAAAGCUUUGGAACAUAGUGCCAGUUACACUGUAUGUUGCAUAAUGCUUGUUUUGUUUUUUGUAUAUUUGUUUGCAAGCUGGUUUGCCUAACAGGAUGACUGUAAGAUGCAUAUCUAAAAUAAA